Diabrotica virgifera virgifera (western corn rootworm) is the source of this 4415-nucleotide messenger RNA. RefSeq names its product zinc finger protein 493-like. The record is from RefSeq and is a predicted model, not a curated record. Bases 293 to 2944 code for a protein of 883 amino acids. Gene Ontology annotation, molecular function: DNA-binding transcription factor activity, RNA polymerase II-specific; RNA polymerase II transcription regulatory region sequence-specific DNA binding. Lineage: Eukaryota; Metazoa; Arthropoda; Insecta; Coleoptera; Chrysomelidae. The transcript has 2 exons. Gene Ontology annotation, cellular component: nucleus. Gene Ontology annotation, biological process: regulation of transcription by RNA polymerase II.
UAGGGUCUCUUACGUUGUAAUAAAUGCAAUUACAGUAUUAUAAUAAUUAAAAUAAGUAUAAUAAUAAUUAUAAUUGCAUUUAUUACAAGGCAAGAGGUCCCGAUUAAACCUCCGGUAACUAACGGGCUGUUAAUCGAGGCAUAAAGUACCGGCCCUAAAAUGUUUAAAAAAAGAAGAAGUAAAAUGUCUAAAACGUCGCAACCGCAACGUCAGAAAAAAGUGUAUUGUAUUCACUGUAUUUGUUUUUUGGGUGUAAAUUUAAAACUUAAUUACAUAAAUUAUAUUUAGAAACAUGGAAAUAAAACAAGAAACUAGUGAGAAAAGUUGUAAAAUAGAUAAUGAGUCAAGCGUUCAUCCUUUGGAUGCGUUCAAAAUUGAAAUUAAGGAAGAACCUAAGACAGAAGUUGCAUACGAGGCAUUUGAUUAUUUAGACUUAAAGGCAUUUCCUGUAAACACUAAAGUAGAACAAGAUGAAUGUAAAUUUACACCAUUUGAAUUUGAAGAAAAGCAAACAACAAAGGAAGAAAGUUGCGCACAGGGGAAAAUUAAAGUGGAAAUUAUGGAAACAUUACAUUCAUCUCAUAAAGGAAAAUAUACAGCUCAACAAGCUGAAGGAAAAAUAUUAAAUAAAAAUAUGAAAUUUGGAGCUGGACAAAGAUCUCACAAGUGUGAAAUUUGUUUUAAGCAGUUUAGUAAAACAUGUCAUUUGAAAACACAUUUGAGAGUUCACACUGGAGAAAAACCGUACAAGUGUGGUAUUUGUUUAAAGCAGUUUACCACUAGAAUGUGUUUAAAACAACAUUUGCCAACGCACGCUGUAGAAAGACCUCAUAAAUGUGAAAUUUGUUUUAAGCGGUUUUCGCGACAGAAUAUUUUGAACAAUCAUUUAAGAAUACAUACUGGAGAAAUACAGUACAAGUGUGACAUUUGUUUGAAGCAGUUUACGACUGGAAGGUAUUUAAAACAACAUUUGAUAAUGCACACUGGAGAAAAAUCUCACAAGUGUGAAAUUUGUUUUAAACAGUUAAUUACAGCAUCACAUUUGAAAGAACAUUUGAGAGUGCACACUGAAGAAAAACCGUAUAAGUGUGAACUGUGUUGUAAGCAGUUUAACUACGCAAAUAGUUUACAAAAUCAUUUGAGAGUACAUACUGGAGAGAAACCUCACAAGUGUGACAUUUGUUUUAAACAAUUUAGUGAGGCAUCUCAUUUGAAGAGACAUUUGAGAAUACACGCUGGAGAAAAACUGUACAAGUGUGAAAUUUGUUUUAAGCGGUUUAUUACUAAAGGUCAGUUAAAAAUCCAUUUGAGAACACACACUGGAGAAAAACCGUACAAGUGUGAAAUUUGUUUUAAGCAGUUUAACCAAGCAGGUUAUUUAAAACAACAUGUGAGAGUACACACUGGAGAAAAACUUCACGAGUGUGAAAUUUGUUUUAAGCAGUUUAGUCAAGCAUGUCACUUGAAAACACAUUUGAAAGUUCACACUGGAGAAAAACCAUACAAGUGUGAAAUUUGUUGUAAGCAGUUUGCUCUGGCAAUUACAUUACAAAAUCAUUUGAGAGUACACACUGGAGAAAAACCUCACAAAUGUGACAUUUGCUUCAAGCAAUUUAGUGUAGCAUAUAAUUUGAGAAUACAUUUGAGAAUACACACUGGAGAAACACCUUACAAGUGUGAAAUUUGUUUUAAGCAGUUUACCGAUAAAAGUAAUUUGAAUUCACAUUUGAGAGUGCAUGCUUUAGAAAAACAGUACAAGUGUGAAAUUUGUUUAAAGCAGUUAAGCUCACCAAAUUAUUUAAAACAACAUUUGAGAAUGCACACUGAAGAAAAAUCUCACAAAUGUGAAAUUUGUUUUAAACAGUUUAGUCAAGCAUGGCAAUUGAAAACACAUUUGAGGGUGCACACCGAAGAAAAACUGUACAAGUACAAGUGUGAAAUUUGUUGUAAGCAAUUUAACCAAACAAGUAGUUUAAAAACACAUUUGAGAGUGCACACUGGAGAAAAACCUCACAAGUGUGACAUUUGCUUCAGGCAAUUUAGUCAAGCAUGUAAUUUGAAAGCACAUUUGAUAAUACACACUGGAGAAACACCUUACAAGUGUGAAGUUGAUUUUACUCAGUUUACCGAUAAAAGUAAUUUGAAAACACAUUUGAGAGUGCACCCUUUAGAAAAACCGUACAAGUGUGAAAUUUGUUGUAAGCAGUUUAACCAAGCAACUAGUUUAAAAAGACAUUUGAGAGUACACACUGGAGAAAAACCUCACAAGUGUGACAUUUGCUUUAAGCAAUUUAGUCAAGCAUGUAAUUUGAAAACACAUUUGAGAAUACACACUGGAGAAACACCUUACAAGUGUGAAAUUUGUUUUAAGCAGUUUACCGAUGAAAGUAGUUUGAAACCACAUUUGAGAGGGCACGCUUUAGAAAAACCGUACAAGUGUGAAAUUUGUUUAAAGCAGUUUAGCCAAUCAAGUAGUUUAAAAACACAUUUGAGAAUACACACUGGAGAAAAACUUCACAAGUGUGACAUUUGCUCUAAGCAAUUUAGUCAAGCAUGUAAUUUGAAAACACAUUUGAGAAUACACACUGGCGAAACACUUUACAAGUGUGAAAUUUGUUUUAAGCAAUUUACCGAUAAAAGUAGUUUGAAAACACAUUUGCCAACGCACACUGGAGAAAGACCUCAUAAAUGUGAAAUUUGUUGCAAGCAGUUUAACCAAGCAAGUGAUUUGAAAAGACAUUUGAGAGUGCACACUGGAGAAAAACCUCACAAGUGUGACAUUUGUUUUAAGCAAUUUAGUCAAGCAUGUAAUUUGAAAAAACAUUUGAAAAUACACACUGGAGAAACACCUCCAUCAUCAUCAUCAGUGGCGUUAGAGCUCUUUAUGAGCCAAAGCCUGCUUCAGAACAAUCCUUCAUUCGCCUCUGUCUCUGGCAACUCUUAAUGUUUGGUUGAUAAAUAAAACAUUCGAAGAAAAAAGUUACUGUUCAGCAGCAUUCCUCGAUGUUAGGUAGGCUUUUGAUAAACUUUGGCAUCAAGGACUUUUGUAUAAAGUGAAAAAGAACUUACCAGAGGAAUUAUAUACACUCCUGAAAUCGUAUUUAUCAGAAAGAUAUUUUCGAGUGAAGUUUGAGCCAACCUAUACAAAACUAUAUCCCAUAAGAUCAGGGGUACCGCAAGGAAGCGUUCUGGGACCACAACUGUGUCUGGUUUACACAACCGACUUAGCCACAAAUCGUGAUACAACAACCACCACCUUUGCGGACGAUACUGCAGUCCUAGCAGUACACAAAAAUCAAAUAAAUACAUGGGGACAAAAUUGGAGAAUUAAUUUAAAUGAACAAAAAUCAAACCAUAUUGUUUUUUCAAAAUGUCACAGUGAAUCACUUACAGUAACAAUAAAUAAUACGGUAAUUCCCUUAGUUACCUCUGUAAAAUAUCAGGGUGUGCACAUGGACAGGGGAUUAACCUGGAGAACCCAUAUAUGGAACAAACGGAAACAACUGAGCAUAAAAUUCAGUAAACUUCUAGGGCGGAAGUCUAAGCUCACAACAAGAAAUAAACUGCUAGUCUACAACUCAAUAUUCAAAUCAGUCUGGGCGUAUGGUCUGCAGCUCUGGGGAACAGCAUCCAAGUCGAGUGUAUCCAUAAUAAUUGAGAGAUUCCAGUCCAAGGUGUUACGUUCAAUAAUAAUCGAUGCUCCGUGGUUUGUUACUAACAGGGAUAUUUACAAUGAUCUGGAAACGAAAACCGUCAGUGAAGUGAUAGUGGUGUUAAGUGCAAAAUAAGUCGUACGUCUUGAAAGCCACGCAAAUGUGCUUGCAAUUAAUUUGUUAGACAACAGUCAGGAAACAAAACGGUUAAAAAGACUGACACCAUUAGAUUUACCGCACAGACAUUAAUAUUGUUACAAUAGCUAAGUUAAUAUUUGUACAGUUGAGUCUGCGAGUCUUUACCCGUGCGUCAUCAUUUAAAGCAUACGAAAUAAGUCGGAAAUUUACUAAACGCAACAGUAGAAGUGACAGAAAGUGGGUAUUAUUCCGAUCACGGGUUAUAGUAUAAAAUUUGACGUUAUCAAAUAAAUAGAAUGUCAAAUUUAAGUUUUGAUUUAAAAUUUUGGUGCAUAAUUACAGCUACAUUUGAAGUAGCUUAAUAGAUUCUUUUAUUAUCAUUGAUUAAUAAAUAAAUAAACAAUUUAUAAAAAAAUUCAAUAACAUAUUUUCUUUUUGCUAUUUUAUUCACUUUGGUGGAACAAUAAACACAAGCAUGUGUCAACAAUGAGGUUAUUUGUAGGUUGUCAAAAUUUAUCGUAAAAUAACAAACUUAUCAUAAAAUUUUUAACUCCAAUAUAAAAUUAGUUGUGAAAACAACUGUUGAACUGUUUGUAUACUAUAAAAAACUUCAAAAUGCAAAAA